Amphimedon queenslandica is the source of this 983-nucleotide messenger RNA. RefSeq lists its product as uncharacterized. Gene Ontology annotation, molecular function: hydrolase activity. NCBI's taxonomy places the organism in Eukaryota, Metazoa, Porifera, Demospongiae, Haplosclerida, Niphatidae. The transcript is spliced from 2 exons. The record is from RefSeq and is a predicted model, not a curated record. Gene Ontology annotation, cellular component: membrane. The coding region runs from base 60 to 911 and encodes 283 amino acids.
GGCUCGUAGUAGGCGUGGCUCUGUUCAGCCCCGCCUAUAACUAUCAUGGCUGUGUAAUUAUGAUCAUACAUGUCAUCAAAAAUUUGUUUUCUGAAAAUUCUCAAUUUGAAAACAGUUCAGGUGGAGAGGAAAGCAUUGGAGGAGGAUUUGAUUUAGAUCUAACUCUGGACAUGAUCUUGCUUGUUGCUUUUGUUCUCUUGUACCUGCUUCUGGCAAUCCUGUAUCUUUGGGUCGGUGUGAAUCAUGACAAAAUUCAAAUUAAAUUGACAUUAAAGUGUCUACCAUUGAUCUCAUUAAUACUGUGGUAUACAAUACAGUGGAGUAUAGGGGUCGGGCUGUGUGAGGAGGCAGUUAGAGGAACAAGAGGCGAAAGUUGGUAUUUUUACCUCACACUCUUUGCUCUCAUAGCAUCAGUAAUAGGUGAUGCACUACUCAACAUUCGUGUCGUCUCUCCACUGGGUAUUAUAUCAUUUGGCAUAGCCCAAAUACUGUUUUCAAUCAUAUUCGGAGCACAAGGUUUUCCUGGUUCAACAUGGCUGGAGGUGAUCCUUCUCCUAUUGCUUGUAGCUGGGAUUUGUUUGGGAAUUUUUCUUGCCAUACGCCAAAAACUUAAUGCCCUAUUCAAGGAGCAUUUUAAUAUUGGGAUACUUGUCAUUGUUGGGUUUUAUUUCUCAAUGAUAGCCACCAUGCUGUGGACUGCUCUACUUCUUCAUGUUACUGUGGGCACUCUUCAAUCUUUCUUUGGUUUGGUUGGUGGCGCUUUAUUCUUCAUCUCUGAUCUUUGUAUCUUGCUCUCUGGGAUCUAUUCCUCUCAUUGGUUCUUUAAGAAUAGGAUUAGCGUCAUGACGACAUAUUAUAUAGCUCAGUUUUUUAUUUCUAUAUCAGUUUUAUUGUUGUGUUCAGAUUUUUAAUCUCAAUUAUCUCAUACGUAGAUCUCUAUGAUCAUUUGCAUAUUUUUUUAGAAAUUAAUUUAAUAGUGAUAA